Molecule: messenger RNA, 2110 nt
Organism: Lineus longissimus
Lineage: Eukaryota; Metazoa; Nemertea; Pilidiophora; Heteronemertea; Lineidae
Exons: 3
Coding region: 23-1138 (371 amino acids)
Source: RefSeq, a predicted model, not a curated record
AGACGCAGCUUACAAAUACAUAAUGCGUGAUACGUUGGUCGCGUGUAUAACGGAGGAAACCAUCAUGACGCUGAAGUUAACUUGUAUUUUAAUCGUGUUUCCACUUGUUACUGGUUCUGACGUGAUGACUUGGAGACACGAGAAGCCUGAACAGUGUCCGGAAAAGGUGCCUACUACUCUCACACCGAUUAAGACUGCCGCCGCAACGAGUUUGAUCUACUGUGCGUUAAAGUGCACCGAAUAUCCAAGCUGUCUGUCUUUUUACUAUAAACAGGACACCGACAACUGUAUGAUGUAUCCCAAAGCUGCUGACAAAGAUUGUACGGGUUUCGAGGAUAAGGCUGUCGCUGCGAAUGCAGGAUAUUUUGAACUUCAGAAGAAAUGUAGCGGCUCAAGUUGUAGCUGUGCUGAGACUUUCCGAGGAAAAGAAUGCAAUAUCAAUGCUGUUGACGCUGCGUCCUUCCUGCCUAUGGAAGAGGUCAAGGAUGGCAAGCUUGUUGGUCAUGGGUUCACACCCGCAGUGAAGAAUGCUGUACCGCCACAUACUGUUCCAAGAUUUGUCUCAGGAAUAGUCGGCAAGGCAGUCCAUAUAAAGCAUCCAAUCUACUUUGAUUUCGGACACCACCGCAGCCGAUGUUUCGGUAAUCCUGAUAAAUGCAAUAAUGGUUUUACUGCAGCCAUGUGGGUGUACAUCCUUAGUGCGACCGAUAAUGAAGGGUAUAUCAUAUCGAGCGGUGGCCAGACAUACCAAAGUAACAGUGGGGUAGCAGUGUUUCAUGUCAAGGCAGGAUACGUAAAAUAUGAAGUGAGAACGACUUCUCACAAAUAUACCGGGAAGGUCAACAUUGGGCUACUGGAAUGGUAUCACCUGGCAUUCACCUGGAGUGUUCAGGAUGGUCUAGAGAUCUAUAUGAAUGGGAAACGUGUAGUUCAAAACAAGACAGUUACGACCAAGGCGAUGGCUAUAGACUAUUUUAGUACUUUCAGCAUCGGGAAUUCGAACAACAACCAAAAUAGCUUGAGCAAAUUUUUUGGAAAAUGUAACAUUGAUGAUCUUAUUGUCUGGGAAAAAAGUUUGACGGCUCAGUCGAUUUCGGAGCUUUAUUACACACCUAACUACGGAACAACAGGACCAUGAUCGCCGGAUACAGACACACUGGCAAAGUGUAUGUGCGCCAUGCAUUUAAUAAAAGCUUAGUCAGGGGUGUAUAGCCAGCUUUUUGGUGCUGGGGAAGGUAGACUCUCUGGGCAGUCCAUUGCGUCAUCCUAAUUGGGUCUCCUUAUAAGGAACAAGGCCGGUCCACUGCGUCCGGAGUGUACCGGGGAAGGGGGCAAAAUGACACUUUUUGAAAAGAAGUAAAAAAUACAAGCCCGUUGGCUUCGAGGGCCGCAGCUAGUGAGGCUGAUGAUGGCUGAGGAGUGAUAAAAGGAGUAGCAAAGCCCGGUAACACACGGACUAAAACUCACCGGCCAGGCAAAAAAUUGCUACUCUCAUACCUCUAUUAUCUACUGAUUUAUGUGGGUUUUUUUAAUGAUUGCAUAUAUAAUUUGUUUGCGGAUAUAAAAUUACCUAUGCCAACACCGAGACAGUUUUAACGACGCAAUUUUUUUUCCAACAGUUGGUUUUUCAUGAGUUAUCUGGCUGUUUCAGUCAUAAAUUACACAAAUGGACAAGUGGAUUUAAUUCAAUAAAAUAUUCCGUUUGAAAAUCGACGACCAACUUCUGUUAUAUUGAAUAUUCAUUGGUUGGAGGUUGCAGAACUAUCAAUUAGAUGCGAGUAUGUUUUUAACUGUCAAGUGCAUAUUUGGAGAGGUACUGAAAAGAUAUUUGGUGUGGCAAGUCUAUACAGAUGUGUAACAGUGUCCAGAACACUGUUUGUUAUAUUAUUGGACCUAUCCAUUCUAGGCCCUAAAGCAUACCCAUUUGGAUCAGAUAUGUGGUUAGAUAUUUACGUGAGCCAAUCUGGUGUCAGUCAAGGUUGGCAAACCUGCGAUUACUGCAUUAAACGACAACAUAUUGUGUCGAUCACGAGUGUAUCAUCCCAUGCUAGCAUUUUUGUGAUUGGUCCUUUCCGAUGAUCUGAUGACACUUUUGACUCCCGAAGUGUAA